AUGAAUGGAUUAACCAAGUUUUCAAAUGUUCCCAGUACAAAAUGGCUCCAUUUUAACUUUGUCACUUCAAUUUAUAAUCUAUACACUAAGAACAAUACACAGCCAACCGGAGAAUUACCAAAUCCUGACCAUAAAUCAGUAUUUAAAUCUGAUGAAAAAAAGAAAAAUGAUCAUAUAUACCACUUGCCAGGCCGUUUAAUAUGUCAUUUAAACAAGCAUAAAGAAUCUUUAUUGCGUAAUGACCACUAUGAUGAUGUUACCAAGUGGGCCUACUAUGGGCUCUUUUCAGUUGUUAUACAUAAUUGGAACAGUAUACAUAAAAGAGAGAAGUUGGCUUUAAUUAACUCAAUUGUUAAGAUAAUAAGGUCAAUUUCAAAUAACCGAACGGAAAUCAACGUCAAUGACCAUAAUUUGAAUAAUUACAGAGAAUCGCUUAUAAUAUUUUUAAAGUUCAUUUUACUCUCUGACUCAAACACUUUGUCGAAAAUUAAUGGCAAAAGAUUCUAUUCCCAUGAUUAUAUUAGCAAUUGGAAAUAUUUGCAUGACUUUCUUAACGAAUGUGUUUAUGAUUUGAACAGUUUUAACGGAGUGGGAAACGGAAUAUUCAUGGAGUUAAUAAAUGAAUAUAACUAUGCAAAGGAUUUCUCAAAACUUCUCUCCAUAAUAUAUUGGGUCAAAUCCCUUAAAAUCGUUGAUAAUCAGCUGGAACCCGCCUCCAAAGCAGUGUUGAGCAGGUUUAAAUCAGUGUACACUGAAGAGUGUGAUUUAAGGGAUGUUAUUAACAUAUCAUAUUACGCAACUAAAAUUGACCCUAAGUUGUUAUCUGACGGGUUUCUUUCCCAUUGUUUAUUCAAAAGGUUUGGUAAUAAAUUUUACCAGUUGAAUGUAAUUGACUGUUAUCACCUCCUGUACUUCCUUAAAACGUAUAUUGAUUCUGGUCUUAGUAAUAAGUUAAAUUGUCUAUAUUUACCGAUGGCCUUCAAUAUUCUUGCUAAUAUACACGUUUACAUUAAUGGUGGUGAGCUGGACACACAAGAGUUGGAGGAAUUAUCAAGUAGUAUAUUCAAUGGUAAAGUCGACUUGAGUAAUCUAUUUAAAGAACAAGUGAAUGAUAAAAAAUAUUACAAAUUAAAGGUCAUAAAUGACUUGCUGAAAGAAAUUUCAGAACACUUGGGAAUUUUGGAACCCUUCUGCAUUAAAGUACACAAUGAAGUUUCUAAUAUUAUAAACUAA
Theileria annulata is the source of this 1233-nucleotide messenger RNA. RefSeq lists its product as uncharacterized. The transcript is spliced from 2 exons. The record is from RefSeq and is a predicted model, not a curated record. NCBI's taxonomy places the organism in Eukaryota, Apicomplexa, Aconoidasida, Piroplasmida, Theileriidae. Bases 1 to 1233 code for a protein of 410 amino acids.